AUGACAAGAGAUUAUUUGAGCAAUAUCUCAAUCUUAGAUAAAGAGUUGCUUAAAAAAACUGAAGGUAUUUAUCUACUUGAGUCUUAUCUCACUUAUACUAGAGGAUCAAAUCAUUAUCCAAUUCCUGAUAAUUAUAUGAGUACCAAAACAUGGCUAAUUACAAUACUAUCAGAAAAUAAUAAACUUAAAGUUUUAAAAGAUUUUGAUUUAAAUGUUAUAUUUACUCCUGAAAGAGCUACUAAAAUUAAAGAAUUGUGGAAUAGUUUUAAUAAUUUAUAUAAUGAUAUACAUAAAUUAAAUAUAUUUGGCAAUCAAUUUCAACAAAAAGCAUACCAAUGGUUAAAACUUUUUUUAACCAAAUCUCAAGGUAAUAUAAACUCUUCAGGAUUUGUUUGUGGACUUUAUUGA
Molecule: messenger RNA, 408 nt
Organism: Scutellospora calospora
Lineage: Eukaryota; Fungi; Glomeromycota; Glomeromycetes; Diversisporales; Gigasporaceae
Source: the annotation of a GenBank genome assembly